AACAAUGCAGUGCAUUACUAUUUCACCCUUUGCUACAGUAGUAAAUACACAAAAAGUGGAGGUUAUCUGACAUCACUUCAUACCAAAAACCCCAGAAGUGUGGCAGAGCCACUGACAACAGGGAAGUGUUAGAUUUUAUUACUCCAUCCUAAUCCUCUAAGCCUCCUAAUUCCCCCCGACCGUGGUCUUGAGAUGCUGGAUGGAUGCAUGAUGGCUUAGUCCCUCAUUAGAAAAGGUUACGCUUUGCCCUCCUGCGUUACUCGCAGCGACUCGCCAUGGAGGAGCUACUGAUACCCACAGAUGCCGAAGAGGCGCCUCCGGAGCCUGGCAUCUUCUUCUCUCCAGCGGGACCGGCUAAAACCCAGCUGGAGAGAAUGAAGGACUUCAUGGCAAGCACGUUCUCGGCCAGCGUCAGAAAGUAUGUGAAGGACUACAUCAGGAAAAACGGGCUGCUGACGCUCUCGGUUCUAGCCGUGAUCACAGGAUGCGUCCUGGGCUUCACGCUGAGGGGUCUGGACCUCUCCACACAGGCAAAAAUAUAUUUCUCCUUUCCUGGUGAGCUGCUCAUGCGGAUACUUAAAAUGUUGAUUCUUCCCCUAAUCACUUCCAGUUUAAUGUCUGGACUGUCGUCUAUGGAGUCGAAGGCCUGCUGCAGGAUGGGGGUGCUGACGGUCACCUACUACCUUUGGACCACAUUCAUCGCAGUAGUGGUCGGCAUUGUACUCGUUCUUAUCAUCAAACCUGGCUAUGGGACACACACGGAGAGCAGUAGACUGGGAGGUGGACAAGUCAUAACGUCUGCAGAUGCACUGCUGGAUCUGGUCAGGAAUAUGAUCCCCUCCAAUCUCAUUGAAGCCACAUUUCAGCAAUAUAAGACAGACAUUGUUCCAAUCAUAAAAGUGAACACAGUGAACACAGGACGCCCACAUUUUGUCUACUUGAUGCCUGAUGAAGACAAUCCAAAGGGUCGGUCGGUGCUGUUGGAGCUAACGCCACCUCCAGACAUCGAGUAUAAAACCCGACCAAGCCACAGUCAGCAGAUGAACGUACUCGGCAUUGUUAUUUUCUCAGCCACAAUGGGUCUCUUACUUGGUAAAAUGGGCGAACGGGGAGUUCCUCUGGUGAACGUUUGCCAGUGCAUCAAUGAGUGUGUGAUGAAGAUCAUUAAUGCGGCUGUAUGGUAUUUUCCUUUUGGGAUCAUCUUCCUGGUGGCUGGCAAAAUCCUGGAUAUGAAUGAUCCCUCCACACUUGGGAAGAAGCUGGGCUGGUACGGGGUGACGGUCAUGGCAGGCCUGUUUGUGCACGGCCUCAUCUUGCUUCCAUUCUUUUAUUUCAUUCUGACAUGGAAAAAUCCUUUCACAUACAUCAGAGGGCUUCUGCAAGCCAUGGUCAUUGCCCUCGCCACGUCAUCCAGUUCUGCAACGCUGCCCAUUACAAUGAAAUGUUUGUUGGAGAACUGCCGAGUGGACAGGCAGAUUGCCCGGUUUGUGCUGCCAGUGGGAGCCACCAUUAACAUGGAUGGAACGGCACUUUAUGAAGCAGUCGCUGCUAUUUUUAUUGCCCAGGUCAAUGACUACGAACUGGAUUUCGGACAGUUGGUCACCAUCAGGUACUUACAGACAGGCAAAGAUGUAACCAAAUAUAGCCAGAUUUAGUGGUCGACCGGACCGAUAUAUCGGAACUUUUAUUUUGACAGUGCUCAGAACACCAGCACCUGUGCACACAGAGCACCUGUUCUCUGUCUUCAUUAGUUUACUGUCUCUGUUUAACAGUUCUAAUAAAUUAUUACACAGAACAAAGUUAGUAAAGGGCAUCCGGAAACAGAUAGCAUUUUCUUUUCUAUUAAUAGUAACAAAGACGUUCUCAUCAAACGUCAGCGUUCACCAAAUGCGCAUUUCAUUUAAACAAAUCUUUGAAUAGCCUAUCUAAUGAACGUUUAAUUUCACCAAGUUACAAACUUUGUCGAAUUCAGCUCUGAAAAGUGUGCAUUUGUCGACUGCAUAAAAACAACUGCUGGUUACAGUGUUUACUUCCUUUUUAUUCAUAUUUUAACAAUUUCUUUAUUUGUGUAAAAUACUAUAGUAGAAUUACAGAAUCAAGAAUUUGCCCUCUAAAUAAAUCUCUUUAUUUUACAGGAUAGUUUUUUUU
This is a messenger RNA of Sinocyclocheilus grahami, 2148 nucleotides long. RefSeq names its product excitatory amino acid transporter 5-like. The transcript has 8 exons. Gene Ontology annotation, cellular component: plasma membrane. Gene Ontology annotation, biological process: L-glutamate transmembrane transport. Gene Ontology annotation, molecular function: L-glutamate transmembrane transporter activity; glutamate:sodium symporter activity; neutral L-amino acid transmembrane transporter activity. The record is from RefSeq and is a predicted model, not a curated record. Lineage: Eukaryota; Metazoa; Chordata; Actinopteri; Cypriniformes; Cyprinidae. The coding region runs from base 276 to 1655 and encodes 459 amino acids.